Cryptotermes secundus is the source of this 1347-nucleotide messenger RNA. RefSeq names its product programmed cell death protein 7. The record is from RefSeq and is a predicted model, not a curated record. The coding region runs from base 15 to 1298 and encodes 427 amino acids. The transcript is spliced from 6 exons. Lineage: Eukaryota; Metazoa; Arthropoda; Insecta; Blattodea; Kalotermitidae.
UGAGUCAUUAAGAGAUGGCAUACAGUUAUCCCCCACCAUUCAUAAACAAAUUGACGAGUGAGACUGUGUCAUCUCCACCCAUCCCAGUGGUGAACUUCAACAUUCCCCCGCCAGGAUUUAGACCUUCCCACGCUGUAGAAACAUGGCAUCUGGACAUGUAUCACAAUCAUCCCCCAUCACCACUUCCACAGCUACCAAUACUACUGCUGCCUCAAGAGCAUUCUGUUCCUCAACCCAAAGAAUGGGGUCAAGAGAAUGCACCCGCUCAAGAAGUACAUACACAUAUGACUCAUGAUUCACCGUGGCUGAAAGACUGGCUGCAGAAAAAGAGGAUGACUCACACCAAUUCAUAUCAGAAACAGCCAGCUGUACCACUGAAGCUGUUUGAAGCCAGAUGCAUGUUACAAUUAUGCAUAACCGGUUUAGAUGAAUUGCACAGUUUACAGCAAGAACUAAGAAUGAAAUGUUAUGAUCUGAGUCCUUGUUGGAGAGAAAAAUGGGAUCAUGUGAAGAAAGUUCAGGCUCAGGUAAGUAACCAUCUGGACAAACUGCAUAAUCCUGAAACUUUAGAUGCUCUGAGGUUAACACUGCUGAAACGCAGUAAGAAACGUCUGAGACAGAGAAGACAGCGUGCUGCACAUAAGGAAGCUGUGAGACAAUCUCAUACCAGAAGACAGCAACUGCAUAAAAAAAUUGACACCUGGCUUGAAAAUAUGCAGGAAGUGGUUGAGGAUGCAAAGAGGGAAGAGAGUCUGAAGCAUGAAGCAGAUCAGGUUCUGGCAGAGGUUACCCGCAAGAAGUCAGAGGCACAACGACAGGUAAACAUGCUGACAGCAUUGCAAAAGCUUCGUCGCAUUAGGGCACAGAUUGCAACGAACAGAGGCCAACGCAUAGAUGCAGAGAGUGGACUCAGAUUCACAAGAGUCACAGACCAUCUGGUAAAGUUGUGGGAGGAUCAACUGAAAGGCUACGAUGUGGAAGAACAAGGCUUGCGAGCCAUGUUGGAUGCUGCUGUUGUGGAACGGACCAAGUCAGAGAUAUCUCAAGACAAACAGAUAUUGGCUGAAUGGGAGACAUUGCUGUUCGGAAAGCGAGAAGCAUACAGCAGUUUCUACAAGGCAGCAGAGGAGGAUGUGGAUGCAUUUGUUGCAAUCAGGCAUUCAUGGGAUAAAUUUGUGGCUGCCCCUGGAGCUGUAAUGUCCUCAUCAAUUCCUGUAGGGUGGGUGCUUCCAUCCAACCCAUCAACAGAGAAAUGGGAGUCUCUACUUACAGAUAACAGUAAAAAGUUAAAAAUAUGAUGUACAUGUAAGCUCCAUUAAAGAUAUGUGUGGAACAUAUGCUUUUCAU